Molecule: messenger RNA, 1632 nt
Organism: Thyridium curvatum
Lineage: Eukaryota; Fungi; Ascomycota; Sordariomycetes; Thyridiales; Thyridiaceae
Exons: 4
Coding region: 1-1632 (543 amino acids)
Cellular component (GO): cytoplasm
Molecular function (GO): phosphoprotein phosphatase activity
Source: RefSeq, a predicted model, not a curated record
AUGGCGCGGCGCAUUGUGGCUGCCGCCGCCAUCGUCACCAUCGUCACCCUCUUCUUCCUCGACCGCAAUUUUCGCGUUCUCCCCUCCUCAAUACACGAAUAUCUACCACAGCACCACCCAGGCAUUGUAAUCACAGACAUCACGAUAACGAGAUGCUCUGGCAUCAACCCGUUUUCAUCAUGCAAGCUCGAAGGCGACAGCUGGCACCGCAUAGAGAAGGACCUCUUCCUCGGCAAGGCCCUCACGUCGACCGCAUAUGUGCAUAUCCAAAGGAAAAAAGAGGAGGAGUUAACCCCUGACGACAAGGUUGUCAUGGACAUCACGGUGGGCCGACUCGACCCGGGUUCCAGUGUCAAGGGCCAAGAGGACGAAAGGUGGGAGGCCAGGCCGUCCGGAUUGUGGAUCAAGAGGUCGGCAAAGCGACACGCGAGCGAUUCCAAGUCGGCAGUGACAGGCGUCGACGUGCUCUUUGGGGAUGACGCAGUGGAGGCACGCGAUGGCUGGAACAUAGUGGGCGUCCCGUUGCUUCUGGACUCGGGGUCCAUUCCCGCGGCGCACAUCACCAUCCGCCGAGGCACCCAGCAGCCGGCUCAAAGGCCACAGCCCCGUAUACAUGACACUGGAAAAUUCAAGAUUAUGCAGUUGGCGGAUCUGCACCUGAGUACUGGCGUCGGCGCAUGUCGAGAGGCCGUUCCGGACAGCUACAAUGGUGGCAAGUGUGAGGCCGACCCCCGGACUCUGGACUUUGUGAGCAAGAUGCUCGAUGAGGAACGCCCGGAUAUGGUGGUUCUUAGUGGAGACCAGGUCAACGGCGAAACUGCACCAGAUGCGCAGUCGGCCAUCUUCAAGUACGCUUCGCUCUUGAUCAAGCGUAAAAUACCUUAUGCCUGUAUCUUUGGCAACCAUGAUGAUGAGGGUUCCUUGCCAAGAGCCGCUCAGAUGUCUCUUAUAGAGACCCUGCCCUAUUCCCUUUCUCGAGCUGGGCCAGAGGAUCUCGACGGCGUGGGCAACUACUAUGUGGAGGUCCUCGGUCGCGGCAAGACGACCCACUCGGCGCUGACGGUCUACCUGCUCGACACCCACGCCUACUCGCCCGAUGAGAAGAAGUAUCACGGCUACGACUGGCUCAAGAAGAACCAGAUCGACUGGUUCAAGCAGACGGCCAACAGCCUCAAGCCGAAACAUAAGGAGUAUUCGCACGUGCACAUGGACGUCGCUUUUAUCCACAUCCCGCUCCCCGAGUACAGAGACCCGAAGCAGGUGUUCAAAGGCCAGUGGAGAGAGGCCGUCACGGCGCCUACGUACAAUUCCGGGUUCCGGGACGCCCUUGUCGAGCAGGGCGUCGUGAUGGUCAGCUGUGGACAUGAUCACGCAAACGAGUACUGCGCCAUGUCGAUGAAUACGGAGAAGCAGCUGCCCGCGCUCUGGAUGUGCUACGCCGGAGGUGUCGGGUUCGGUGGCUACGGCGGCUACGGCGGCUUCGUGCGCAGGCUCCGCGUCUUCGACUUUGACUUCAACGAGGCGCGCAUCACGACGUGGAAGCGGGUGGAGUACGGCGACGAGGUGGGCAAGAAGGUCGACGAGCAGAUCAUCGUCGACGCCGGCAAGCCGGUUGCGCCGAUGGAGGGCUAA